UUCUCCUCCGACCUACUCCAUCCUCAACCAAACACCAGAACCAUGAGCUGUUGUGGCUGUUCAGGAGGUUGUGGCUCCAGCUGUGGGGGCUGUGGCUCCAGUUGUGGGGGCUGUAGCUCCAGCUGCUGCAAGCCUGUGUGCUGCUGUGUGCCUGUCUGUUCCUGCUCCAGCUGUGGGGGCUGCAAGGGAGGCUGUAGCUCCUGUGGGGGCUGUGGGUCCUGUGGGGGCUGCAAGGGAGGCUGUGGCUCCUGUGGGGGCUGCAAGGGAGGCUGUGGCUCCUGUGGGGGUUGCAAGGGAGGCUGUGGCUCCUGUGGGGGCUGCAAGGGAGGCUGUGGCUCCUGUGGGGGUUGCAAGGGAGGCUGUGGGUCUUGUGGGGGCUGUGGGUCCUGUGGGGGUUGCAAGGGAGGCUGUGGGUCCUGUGGGGGUUGCAAGGGAGGCUGUGGGUCCUGCGGGGGUUGCAAGGGAGGCUGUGGGUCCUGUGGGGGUUGCAAGGGAGGCUGUGGGUCCUGUGGGGGUUGCAAGGGAGGCUGUGGGUCCUGUGGAGGCUGUGGCUCCUGUGGGGGCUGCAAGGGAGGUUGCUUCCAGCUGCUGCAAGCCCUGCUGCUCCUCAGGCUGCGGGUCUUCUUGCUGUCAGUCCAGCUGUUGCAAGCCCUGCUGCUGCCAGUCCAGCUGUUGCAAGCCUUGCUGUUGUCAGUCCAGCUGUUGCAAGCCCUGCUGCUGUGCCCCCGUGUGCUGCCAGUGCAAGAUAUGAGGCUCCACAUAUAG
Arvicanthis niloticus (Nile rat) is the source of this 765-nucleotide messenger RNA. The record is from RefSeq and is a predicted model, not a curated record. Lineage: Eukaryota; Metazoa; Chordata; Mammalia; Rodentia; Muridae.